This is a messenger RNA of Aspergillus oryzae RIB40, 483 nucleotides long. RefSeq lists its product as uncharacterized. The transcript is spliced from 2 exons. Bases 1 to 483 code for a protein of 160 amino acids. The record is from RefSeq and is a predicted model, not a curated record. Lineage: Eukaryota; Fungi; Ascomycota; Eurotiomycetes; Eurotiales; Aspergillaceae.
AUGCUGCUCCAAGCCUGGCUAUUGUUGGUGCUAUAUGCGUCGUUUACCUACAGCAAGGUUUCUCCUGUCAACGAGCGCUGUGUGACGGCAGUGUACACAGCGUGUGGGUAUAUUCCAUUUGCCACACCCCCCGAAGUCCCUCGAGGAUUCUAUGGGUCGCGCUGUCAAAAUCCGUGGACAGUUACCUCCAUCUAUGCUGCUGCCGAUGUAUUCUGCGAUCCAUCUGAGCGAGCGGCAGGUUUCGCUCAGCUCCAAUACUCCUGUCAACAGUUCGGCCAUGUUAAUCUAAUACCACGAGACGCUCUGGCCGCCAAUCUGACUGAGGAUGCUAUUAAUCAAAUGAGAACGGUCGACUAUGGUGAAAUUUCUCCGUCGGAGCCAGUUGAUUACCCUGUUCUCCUCUCGCCUUCGUUCUAUCAUCGUACAUUCCGAACAAUCGAUACUUGGGAAUUUGAGGUCUGGACCCAUUCCGCCUAUGGGUAA